GAAACUGUCUGCCGGGACAUCAGAUGUACGACUGGUACUUCGACAGAAACGUGUCCAUCAUAAUGUUCUUCCACAUGAGUCUAAUGUCUUUCCUGCUUCUUGACCUUGUGGGCAGUGCCAAGAUGGAGGAUGUGCUUGUGUCUGUAGAGCAGGGCCUUCUACGAGGUGUCACAGCCACGAGUGUCUACAACACGACCUACACGGCCUUCCUGGGGAUCCCGUACGCAGAACCACCCGUUGGAGAGCUACGAUUCCAGGAUCCGCAGCCAGCUGGUAGCUGGGAGGGUGUGCGCAACGCCACCUCGUACGGCAGCGACUGCGUGCAGAGUUCGGGUGACGGCUCCGAGGACUGCCUCUACCUGAACGUGUUCGUGCCGGGCGUACCAGAGGAGGGUGCAGGGCUGCCCGUGCUCUUCUGGGUACACGGCGGAGGAUUCGUCUACGGCAGCGGCUCAGAUCAGGAGUAUGGGCCCGACUUCCUCAUGUCUUACGGUGUCAUACUCGUCACCAUCAACUACCGGCUUGGCCCGCUUGGUUUUCUGAGCACCGGCGACGAGGUGGUCCCUGGAAACGCGGGCCUCAAGGACCAGCAGGUGGCGCUGUCAUGGGUCCAGCGCAACAUCGCCAGCUUCGGCGGCGACCCACAGCUUCUGGCGCUGCAGGGGCAAAGCGCAGGCGGCGUGUCCGUGUCGCUGCAUCUCGUGUCACCUCUGUCCGCAGGUCUCUUCUCGAGGCUCAUCAUCCAAAGCGCCAACUUCAUUGGACGCCCAAUGCCUCUGCAAGCUGCUCGCAACAACGCUUUCAGACUGGGGGCUGCCCUCGGCCUCGAAACGGAUGACUCCCAGGAGCUGGUGGAUUUCCUGCGGUCGGUCAGCCCAUCAGACCUCCUGGUGGACAGCUCGCUCAUCCUGACAGAGGAGGAUAAACUUCUGUUCUCCUACGCUCUGUGGUCACCACAUAUAGAGCCACAGCUGGAAGGUGCUUUCAUCUCAGAAUCUCCCAUUCAAGCACUGAUAGAUGGCCGUUUUCUCCAAGUGCCUAUAAUGACAGGAGUAACGUCCGGUGAAGGAGGUUCUGGAAUACUGUACCAGACAGAGAAAAUCAACACUCUAAAUAACAUGUUUUCUGAAUCUGUUGGGCCAUGUUUACAUCUUUCAACUGUGGAAAUGCAACAGGAAGCAGCUCUCAAACUACGAGAAUUCUAUUUCGGCAACGAUACUAUCUCUGCAGACAAUCCUGCCCCUCUCGUGCAUUUCAACAUCGACUUGGGGAUCUUCGAGCCGACGGACGCUCUGGUCAGGAGUGAAAUAACUGAUCUACCAGUCUUCUACUAUGUGUUUGACUACCAUGGAGAACAUGUGAAUACAACAGAGUGGGGUGUAUCCCAUUCAGGUGAGUUACCAUUCCUGUUCAUGAGGAAAGAUACCGAAUAUAACUUGGAUCCAGAAUCUGAAGAAGAUCGUAUACGCAGGAAUAUGCUUCGGUACUGGACUAACUUCACGAAGUAUGGGAAUCCAACUCCCCAGGCGGACCCUGUAGUAUGGGAAUCCUAUAACAAUGAAACCCGCAGCUACAUGCUGAUGCAGGCCAACUUUACUGUCGCCCAUAACAAGGAUGGAGAGCGGAUGGAUUUCUGGAAUGAGAAUGUGCCAUUGCAGCCUUACGCUGACGACCUCUGAGAGGAAAAUGCAACAGUGUAUUCGUGUCUAAUAACAGUAAAACGCCUGAUAAAUAAUAUUCACAAGAUACGAAACGAAAAAAUUAUUAUUUCUUUCAGUUAAAAAUGUGAAA
Messenger RNA from Schistocerca nitens (vagrant locust), 1791 nucleotides. Its product is annotated as cholinesterase-like. Lineage: Eukaryota; Metazoa; Arthropoda; Insecta; Orthoptera; Acrididae. The record is from RefSeq and is a predicted model, not a curated record.